AUGGAUCGUGUUGAAGGGGGGUCUUCCAAACGCCGUCGAUUGAACGAGGCAGAAGGCGCACUACCGGAUUCGAGCCAGUCUUCAGUUAACCAAACUCGUCUGUCCUUGGCAUCACUCCAUCGAGUUAUAAGUCCGCCACGCCAAAGUAGAGGUCAAGGAAAGCGUCAGGAAUCACGAGAGCCAGGUAGCCAGACAGAUAAACGGCAAAUACCACUCGAUCAGGAUCACCUUCAAGCAUCUCCCAUCCACCUCACCAAAAUCCGUGAUCUACCUGACCAGAAGAACAUCAACGCCGUCUCACUCAAAGACAUUAUCUGCGACCCACUCAUCAAAGAGUGCUGGACAUUUAACUACCUCACCGACAUCAAAUUUGUCGUAUCCAACCUCGAUCCUGAUGUCCGAGGUUCUCUCGCCCUCAAGAUCAUUCAUGGCUUCUGGAAGCGGGACGAUGAGCGUCGACAGCGGCUUACGGAGGAAGCUUCACGAUUCUCCAAUGUCCAACUUAUCACUGCGCAUAUGCCGGAGCCGUUCGGUACUCAUCAUACGAAGAUGAUCGUCCUUCUCCGCCACGAUGACUGUGCUCAAGUUGUUAUACAUACCGCGAACAUGAUACCAUUUGAUUGGACUAAUAUGACCCAAGCGGUCUGGCGCUCUCCACUACUCCCUCGUCAUUCAAACUCCGCCAGUCAAUCGCCACAAUCAGCGACCAUAGGAAGUGGUGAUCGCUUCAAAAUCGAUCUUAUUCGUUAUCUAAAAGCAUAUAGCGGCCGACUCAAUUCUCUCAUCCAACAACUUGAGAACUAUGAUUUCUCAGCGAUCCGAGCCGCCUUCAUUGGCAGCGUACCAUGUCGUGAGAAGGUGACAGAAGCCAACCCAAGCCAAUUCACCUCGUUUGGAUGGCCUGGCAUCAGAGAAAUACUAAGCACGAUCCCCCACCAUUUCUCUAACUCUGGCCUUCCAAACAUUGUCAUCCAAAUGUCAUCUGUCGCGACUCUCUACGAAAAGUGGUUGGAAAACUUCUUCAGUGCCCUCAAGACCAGUGCCGGCCCAAAACUGUCGAACCCAACCGUUCACAUCGUCUUCCCUACUCCCGAUGAGAUUAGGCGCUCCUUGGACGGCUACCGCGCCGGUACUUCGAUCCACAUGAAGCUGGCCUCUGUCGCCCAAAAGAAACAGCUUGAGAUGGUGAGGCCCAUGCUCUGUUAUUGGGCGGGUGAUGGUGAAGGCCUAAGGCCGGACUCUUCCAAUAGCCUAGUGAAUCAGCCAAGUUCAAGGAAGUCUUGCGAACCAGCCGUCGAAACGGACUCGGAGGCUGUCUCGGAGGCUGACUCGGAGCCAGAAAGCAAUCUGCCUUCUAAAGUGAGGGAAGCGCAUCGUCGCCGAGCUGCGCCGCAUAUCAAGACAUAUAUCCGGUUUAGCGAUGCUGUUCAGACAACUAUCGACUGGGCGAUGAUCACCAGCGCGAAUAUGUCGACUCAGGCGUGGGGUGCGGGUGAGAAUAAGGGAGGGGAAGUGCGCAUCUGCAGCUACGAAGCGGGGGUGGUCGUUUGGCCCGGUCUAUUUAGUGAGAAAUUCGGCACAGCGCAAAACGAGGAAGGGGAAACAGCAUCGCCAAAUCCAGUGAUGGUUCCGGUCUUCGGUCAUGAUAUGCCUAGUAACACCGAAGUGCCAGGCAAUAUCGAGAAGGGUGCAAGGGUCGUCGGCUUCCGGAUGCCGUAUGACUUGCCUCUGGUGCCGUAUCGGAAAGGCGAACGGCCAUGGUGCCCUACGGAGUCUCACAUGGAGCCAGACUGGAUGGGACAGCGGUAUCAGAUUGCGGGAACGGGCUGACCUCACUUCUUUCAGCAACAGUGUUCCGAUAUUUCGGUGGCUUAUGUACUUGCUAUGAAUAAUGACAUAUUACAUCCGCACGCAACAGUAUGUACGGUGUUACACCAUCCGGUAUUCCAUACUAGUUCGUAGCAGAUGUCUCACUCUAUCAUGAUUGGACACCGUACUUCGCCUUGAACCCCUCGACGAUCUCGACGUACUUCUUCUGGGCGUCCUCGGCGGAGAUUCCCGUGUCAACCAAAGCUUGCCAC
Messenger RNA from Eremomyces bilateralis CBS 781.70, 2081 nucleotides. RefSeq names its product putative tyrosyl-DNA phosphodiesterase. Gene Ontology annotation, molecular function: single-stranded DNA binding; double-stranded DNA binding; 3'-tyrosyl-DNA phosphodiesterase activity. Gene Ontology annotation, cellular component: nucleus. Gene Ontology annotation, biological process: single strand break repair; double-strand break repair. The transcript is spliced from 2 exons. The record is from RefSeq and is a predicted model, not a curated record. The coding region runs from base 1 to 1830 and encodes 609 amino acids. Lineage: Eukaryota; Fungi; Ascomycota; Dothideomycetes; Eremomycetales; Eremomycetaceae.